UGACAAAGUUUGAAGUUUGUAGAUUUUAUUUUUGUGGCGCAGACUAGGCUUGUAAACGCAAGAAGCUCGGAUGAUGAAAAUCAAACCCCAAUGAAUCCCCAAUCCUUUGAUUUCUGGGCAGUAAGGUAGCAAAACAAUGCAAAGUAGAAUCAGUUCCUUCUUCAAAUCCUCUUCUUCAUCUCCUGCUCCAAAUCCCAUCGUCGAGGAUGGCGGCAGCUCCGACGAUGAUGAGCUGACGCUUUGGAAGAGGACUGAACACACGUUUCUCAAUACUUACAAGCGUAGAUCUACAAAGUCUGAUAGAUCAAACUAUCGCAACUUGCCCACGGAGUCCAAUUUGGAAGAAUUUUGUUCAAAACCAGAGGACAUGGUCCCUGCAAGAACAUUGAACAAGAGGAGAAGUUAUGUACAGUUCCAUUUAGAGUUGGGUCAAUCUGAUUUCCUUCUUCACACAUGUACUGCGUGCGGGAUCAAAUAUGCUCCUGGAGAUGAAGAUGAUGAGAAGACCCACAAAACAUUUCACAACAAUUACACCCACGGUAUUCCAUUCAAGGGUUGGCGCAAUGGAAGGACUGUUCAUAUGCCUUGCAUUGAAGGAGGGCGCAUUGUCUUGGUGCUAGAUUGUGACCCUCUUGCGCAGAGGAAUAAGGUUCAAGAGGUGGUAAAGAUGAUGGAAAUUGAGCUUGGUGGGGGUUGGAUUCUGCAUAAACUGUGUAAGGCAUAUCUGUAUAUUUCUUCCCAUAGGGUUGCUGGUUGUGUGGUUGCAGAGCCCAUAAAAGAAGCAUUUCAAAUCCUCUCAAGUUCAGUGGACGUAAGUUCUAAUGGUGGUAUCCCAAAGAAAACAAGGUUAAAUUCAACUACCCUCCAAUUUGGUGGGGUCAUUUUACAGAGAGAAGCCAUUAAAAGAGCCCCUGCAAGUAUUUGUCUUGAGAUGGGUGGAAAUCACACUGGGGUCAUUGCCUGUAAAAAGGAACCCAAAGCUGCCGUGUGUGGCAUUAGAGCUAUUUGGGUUACACCAUCCAACAGAAGAAAGCACAUUGCCACCCAGUUACUAGAUGCUGUGAGGAGAAGCUUUUGCACGGGUUUUGUUAUUGAACAAUCAAAGUUGGCAUUCUCCCAGCCAACCUGGGCUGGAAAGGCAUUGGCAUCUAGUUAUACAUGCAACGGAUCGUUUCUGGUGUACAAAACCAACAAUUUGAACUCCUAGGUAUCCUCUCCCUUCAUACACGCCAGUUUUGAUUGUAUGAUUGUAUUAACGAUGAGUAGACUAUGUUAUUUUCAUUCCAUUAGGCAUGCUAUAAUUGAUUGAAUUAUUCAUACCGAACUUGAGCAUAUUUGCCUAUGAAGUUCGAUGUCUCCGUACGAUAUUCAGUAUUGAUUAAAAGCCCUGAAGUUUUACCCAUUUCAUUGGGUAUGUAAUGCAUGCCAUG
Molecule: messenger RNA, 1430 nt
Organism: Tripterygium wilfordii
Lineage: Eukaryota; Viridiplantae; Streptophyta; Magnoliopsida; Celastrales; Celastraceae
Product: protein CHROMOSOME TRANSMISSION FIDELITY 7-like
Exons: 6
Coding region: 137-1207 (356 amino acids)
Biological process (GO): mitotic sister chromatid cohesion
Cellular component (GO): nucleus; chromatin
Molecular function (GO): protein-lysine-acetyltransferase activity
Source: RefSeq, a predicted model, not a curated record